Molecule: messenger RNA, 2345 nt
Organism: Oncorhynchus gorbuscha (pink salmon)
Lineage: Eukaryota; Metazoa; Chordata; Actinopteri; Salmoniformes; Salmonidae
Product: DENN domain-containing protein 2D-like
Exons: 13
Coding region: 420-1862 (480 amino acids)
Cellular component (GO): nucleoplasm; cytosol
Source: RefSeq, a predicted model, not a curated record
UCGGUGUCCCCUUUGGUCACACAUCUGACGUGGGCCAUGGUAUCUGUCAAAUUAGUUUUAUUGUCGUCUCGAUAACCUGCGUACGGUUAUAUUCUAUCAACUAAUUUAACUAAUCUACUCACGCUACACAUCAAAGGAACUGUGUUGUAAAUGAAAGUCUCUGAAUAAAGAGAGCCCAGUGUUUAGCUGUCUUCCACAAGUGUUCAUCUGCAAAAUGCGGCACAUCUAGCACUGAGCGGAAUAGAAACGGUUCCUGGAAAUCGAUUGCAUGUGUGCGGGGGUAGUUAGUUAAGAAGGCAUUUGACCGACGGGCUGCUUGCUUGUUUAUGUGGUGUGAAAGACUGCAGAUAUUGAACAGCGACUAAAACGUUUUGGGAACUUUAAGCAACUGAUUUAAUUAUUCAGCGGAAAGUGCCAAGAUGUCCAAUGAGCGUGAUGCGGGGGACCAUGGGCCAAUGAAACUGUUCACGACCAUGUUCUCGUCCCUCCAGGAGAAGUUCCACAGAGACCGGAGUGAUAGGGAUUCCACCCUGCCUCGGCCUACAGCCCCAUCCCUAGUGGUGACCUCUGCCCAGAACCAGAGUCACCUCUUCUUUGAGUACCUGGUGGUGGUCAGCCUACGGAAGAAGAGAGGAGAAGGAACGUACGAACCCCAGAUCACAUAUCAGUUCCCCAAGCUAGCUAACAUGAGGCGCUCUCAGAGAGAGGAAGAAGAGAAGUCCCUGAAAGCCAUCCUCCUUUUCUGUUUCCCAGAGGGGGUGAACUGGGCCCCCCUGACUGAAUACGCCAGUGAGACAUUCUCCUUCGUGUUGACAGAGGUCGACGGCAGUAGGAGGAAUGGCUACUGCAGGAGGUUACUGCCCAGUGGCAAAGGGGCACGGCCUCCAGAGGCCUAUUGCAUCAUCAGCCAGGUGGCCUGCUUUGGACUCUUCUCCAAGAUCUUUGAUGAGGUGGAGAAGCGCAGGCAGAUCUCCAUGGCGAUGAUCUAUCCAUUCAUGCAGAGCCUGAGGGAGGCGCCGUUCCCUGCUCCCGGAAACACUGUCAAGAUCAAGAGCUUCAUACCAGAGUCUGGAACAGAGGUCAUCAGUUUGACAAGGCCGUUGGACUCGUGGUUGGAGCAUGUGGAUUUCCGGACACUGUUCCGCUGUCUCACAGACGAGGAGGUGCUGCGGGUGUUUGCCUCCACCGUUCUUGAACGACGAAUCAUCUUCAUGGCUGACGAACUCAGUACCCUGUCCCAGGUGUUGCAUGCGGUUGCGGCGCUGCUCUACCCGUUCACAUGGCAACACACCUUCAUCUCCAUCGUUCCUUCAGUGCUGAUUGAUGUCGUCAUGGCACCCACUCCCUACCUGCUUGGUGUGCAAAAGAACAAACUGGAUGAUGUUGUUGACCAGAGCGACAUGCUCAUUGUAGAUCUGACAGAGGGAGCAGAGAACACAUUCAUCACUUGUAUGGGAGACGAGAGCACCAUUCUACCAGAGAAACUACAGGAGGAGCUUCUCCAGGCCUUGUGUUGCAGGAAAGACAACUCCACCUCGGAGGAGUUGAAUAAGGUGGUCUCGGAGGCCUUCCUCUCCUUCUUUGUGAAGACUGUGGGUCACUUCCCCUCCCAUGUUAAACGCAGAAGUGGCGGGCAGCCUGGAGUAUUCCAGAUCAACAGCUUCUGCAAGGCCUCCGAGCCGAAGGCCAGCCGCCAAUUUGUCAAACGCUUCAUCCAGACACAGAUGUUUGACCUCUUCAUCCAGGAAGUGGAGAGACAGCCCACACAGGAAGGAUUCUUCCACCAAAAAAUUGCAGAGUACCAACAAAGUAAGAAGAAAGAGAAGGCAAAGAGAGGCUGGGUGAGAGGACUUGUGGUGUAAAUGUAGGCGUCCUCAGACAAAUUGAUUCUGAUCAUGUGUACAUUUGUGAUGCUCCACAGACAGGACGUUGCUCCUGUCUGUGGAGCGAAGAUGGUGACAAUCUAAAUCUGCAGUAUUUUCUCUUGCCUGUAGAAAAUGUAGGCUACUCCUGUGUCAUGUUGAAUGAAUGUGUGCUAAAGAUGAAGAAACACAAACAUGUUUUUGUCAAUGUGUCUACGUUUAUUGAAGGAUGUGUUACUUCUGUUGUGAUGACUUGGCAAAAUGUUUAUUUAUUGCACUUUUGUGCUACAAGAUGCUCUUACUUAUAUAUGCUCUUAUAACUAAACAUACCUAUGAGUAUUUCAUAGUAUUCUAAAUAUUUUGUGUUUAUGCCUACUGAGUGCCUUAAAUUGUUAUUUUGUUUAUUUAAGCUGUGGGUAUGAAUGUGGAAGUUAGGAUGUGAAUAAGCACUUUUAAAAAAUGGUGAAUAAAAGUUGGACCAAU